AUGUGGGGCUGCGUGCUGCUUCGCCUUCCGAACCCUUCUUUGGUGAUGAUGGUGACCCAAGCAGUAUCAUCCUCGGUGCUGGUGUAUCAGGAUUGGGCGAGUAUUCAUUUCAUCAGUCACUUCUUCCGUGGUCUUGAUGCCUUGAGUGCUGACGGCGACUCUGUCCCGCAUCGGCAUGGCUCCCAUUCUACUUGCGCGGCCCCAGCUUCCAACAUCCAGAUUGCCCGACGAUUGGGUUUGACCGAUGUCCUCUGCUAGUAAAUCACCUUUCUACUCUUGUUAUCUCUCUUUGGGAUGCUUCACUAAUCUUUGACACCUGUUAUGCGCAGUGAAAAAUCUGGAGACAUCGGCGGCACCUGGAACCACAAUCAAUACCCCGGAGCCGCUUGCGGUUAGUCGUGCCCCCGAUGGCGCUCCAAAGAUUCAACCUUGGCUAAGCUCCACCCUCGAUUUUGGGGUGUUCCCUCGUCGUGACGGGGGCUGACAAUUUUAUCUGACAUUUCAAAAAACGAACAGACAUCCCCAUGUCACUCUACUCUUUCUCGUUCGCUCAUCCCCACAAGCUCACGACGCAAUGGGCCGGACAACAGGAGAUCAUGAGGUGUUCGUCCAUCAGAUUCUCCGUCCCGCGGGAAAAGCCGCUCAAGUCUACUUUACCCCACUUCUAUACUUGCACGAGGUGCAAGAAAAGUUCCAAGUCAACAACAUCUGCUUUCACCACGAAGCGAAGCAGAUGCGCUUCUCCCGCGACACCGGUCUGUGGACGCUCGAGCUCAAGGACCUCAAGACGGGCCAGACCAAAACGCGGACUUGCAAUAUUUUGAUCUCGUGCGUCGGCGGUCUCUCGAUCCCCAACGACCCUACCUUCGACACCAAGGACUUCAACGGUGACGUCAUGCAUUCGGCACAGUGGAACCAUGACGUUUCGGUCGAGGACAAGGACGUCGUCGUGGUUGGUAAUGGCUGUUCGGCCGCGCAGAUCGUCCCCGAGAUCGCAGACAAGGUCAAGAGCUUGACGCAGAUCGCUCGAUCGAGGCAGUCCAUCCUGAGGAGACCGCCCGUGCCCGAUGGCGGGUGGAUGGUCUUCAUGCAGAACUACAUCCCGGGAGUAAGUUACUCCAGUGUCCCUCGGUGUCAACGCGACUGGAGCAGAAGUGCGCAGCGUCUGACGCGCAUGGUCGCGUUCCCGACCCUUGUGAAUUGCUUCUUACAGAUGUCGUACCUGUUCCGAUUCCUCGUCUUUUUGCUCGGGGAAUACGACUUUAAGGGCAUGGACCUCAUCCGCGGGCAAAAGCUGCGACAGUGGGUCUCCAAGGACCUCACCUCGUACAUCCGCGAGGUUGCACCUAAGAAGUAUUGGGACGUGUUGGAACCCAAUUUCGAGGUCAUGGCCAAGCGUCGUGUGUUUGAUUCAGGCUAUUAUAAGGCCUUGCAUAACCCCAAGGUCGACCUGAUCAGCGACGAUGCGUUGGAGACGGUCAAAGGCGACACGGUCACGACGAGAGGGGCGGAAGCUCAAGGCCGACGUGAUCGUUCUUUGCACGGGGUUCAAGAUUCAAGAGUGUACGUUCCCUUGCCGAUGUAAAUAUCUGCUCUGAUUUUGCUGAUACUCUGCAUCCCUGGCGCAGUCUUGUUCCCCCUCAAGAUCGCCAACGACAAGGGCGAAGAUCUUGCGACCGUUUUGGGCUCAAGCAACGCCAGUAACUACCUCGGAACACUCGUGGCUGGCUUUCCCAAUUACUUCUGGAUCAUGGGUCCCAACACGGCGUAAAUAAAUAUCCCAUGCUCCGCCAAUCCCUCGGGCCAUGCGAGGUUAGGAACCGGCUCCUGAUGCCUUCGAUUGCCUUUCCGCAGCACCGGUCAUUCGAGCGUCAUUUUCACGAGUGAAUGCCAGAUGGGUAAGCUAAUCGACCCAACAGUCCGUCAGAUGUGCUGUCUGGCCGGCACGCGCGCUGACGCCGAAUGUCGUACUACGCUCCUUCAGCAUGAUGAUCAAGCUCAUCAAGCCGAUCCUCAAGAAACUUAAGCAAAACCGAGACGCAUCCCCUGGACCGAUCGUUGAAGUGUCGAAGCAAGCACAAGAUGCGUACAUGGGCAAGUUACGAGCGGAGAUGAAGAAGAAGGUCGGUCCUGGAACCUUGCCGUGUUAUAGUUCAAGUCGAGUAGAGUGGUGAUCUGACACGCGCUCGCGCCCCGUCUUCAUUCAGGUCUGGGAGAAGGACGGCGGUGUGAGUUGGUAUGUCAACAAGAAGACUGGUCUCUGCACGACACUCUAUCCAUGGUCAGUCUCUCAAGCUGUUCAGACUCACAAGGAUAACUCCACCGGGGCAGACAGCACGAGAAUGCUAACACGCUGGCGCCUCCUGAUCGAUUUCAGGUCGCAAGUCCAUUUCUGGCGCAGCACCGCCUGGCUCAGCAUGAAGGACUUCAUCUACUCCAACUACUAA
Molecule: messenger RNA, 2447 nt
Organism: Microbotryum saponariae
Lineage: Eukaryota; Fungi; Basidiomycota; Microbotryomycetes; Microbotryales; Microbotryaceae
Source: the annotation of a GenBank genome assembly